Plectropomus leopardus (leopard coralgrouper) is the source of this 767-nucleotide messenger RNA. The record is from RefSeq and is a predicted model, not a curated record. Lineage: Eukaryota; Metazoa; Chordata; Actinopteri; Perciformes; Serranidae.
UUCACUGUGCAGGGAAGCGUCUCCGCUUUGAAUUAAUCAAAAUGUCCAGAAAUUACAGACUCCUGGUGAAGAACGCCAAGCAGCUGGUUCUGAUCUGCAGCAGCGGAGAGAAGUACCUGACCAAACAUGGGAUGCAAAAUCUGUGUGUGAUUGAAAAUGGGAGCGUGGUGAUUGGGAGAGACGGGCUGAUUAAAGCUGUGGGGCCUGCAGAGAUGAUCAGCGCUCAGUAUCCAGAGACGUCUUUCGAUAAAGUGAUAGAUGCUACAGGAAUGUGUGUCCUGCCUGGUUUGGUGGACGCUCACACUCAUCCAGUCUGGGCCGGUGACAGGGUGCAUGAAUUUGCAAUGAAGCUGGCAGGUGCCACCUACAUGGACGUGCACCGGGCCGGGGGAGGGAUCCACUUCACGGUGGAGCACACUCGAGCUGCGGGCUCCUCCGAGCUGCUGGCCUCCCUCGGCAGCAGGCUGCUCCGGAUGCAGCGAGCGGGUACGACCCUGGUGGAGUGCAAGAGCGGCUACGGGCUGGAGCUGCAGACCGAGCUCAAGAUGCUGGAGGUGAUCGAGGAGGCCAGACGCUCCCUGCCCAUCAACAUCUCCUCCACCUACUGUGGAGCUCACGCUGUGCCAAAAGGGAAGACAGUCGCAGAGGCCACGAAGGACAUCCUGCAGGUCCAGCUGCCUCGGCUGAAGGAGAAGAUGUCCUCUGGGACUCUGAGAGUGGACAACAUCGACGUCUUCUGUGAGCAGGGAGUGUUUGACCUCGGCUCC